CUGUAUGUAUUCAUAACAAUGAAGGGUUUGGUGUUCGGUCUGUCUCUGAUUGUUUGUGCUUCUGCCUUAUUAGAAGUACAGACCAACUACCACGAUGCUAUCGGUAUUCCUGCUGUAGAGAAGAUCAGGGCACUAGAGGAAGCAAGCCUAGCUAAUGAAGCUGUGACUAAUGACAAUAGGAUCGUUGGAGGAGCACUAGCUCCUGUUGGCGCUCAUCCAUACUUUGGUGGCUUACUAAUCAACUUAGUUGGUACUACAAGCAGAUCAGUAUGCGGUUCUUCAUUGUUGUCUGCUAAUCGGCUGGUGACUGCUGCUCACUGCUGGUUCGAUGGCGUCAGACAAGCGUGGGAGUUCACCGUCAUUUUGGGCUCCAACUGGCUGCACACCGGUGGUGAACGUAUUGCCACUCGACAAGUCAUCAUGCACCCACAAUAUGUGCCUCGGUUCCUUACAAAUGACAUCGCUAUGAUAUACCUGCCUUGGAACGCUAUGAUGACCGCAAAUGUCCGACCCAUCAGAUUACCCAGAAAUAUGGAAGUGUGGAAUCAGUUUGAGGGACACUGGGCUAUGGCAGCUGGCUUCGGGAAAACUAGUGACCUUCAACAAACUUCUGCUUCUGUGGUAAGCCACGUGUCGCUGCAGGUGAUCAACACCAGCACUUGCGCGUCGCGGUUCGAGGCCGGCUUCGUGACGCAUAGCACCCUUUGUACCAGUGGAGUAGGUAGCGUUGGUAUCUGUGGCGGAGACUCCGGUGGUCCUCUUGCAGCUCACGACAACUUCGGAGAGCCAUUCUUGUUACAAUAUUUGGACACAAUGCGUGCUGUUGUUUUGUUGGGCUUAGCCCUGGUGGCUUCAACGUCCGCCCUAGUGGAAGUAGGGACCGGAUACCACCAGGCCGUUGGCAUUCCUACCGCUGAGAAGAUCAGAGCUGAGGAGGAGAAGCUUCUGGCGGCAGCAGGCAAAGACAACAGGGUUGUUGGUGGUGCCAUCGCGCCCGCAAACGCGCAUCCAUACUUCGCUGGACUGCUGAUCAGUUUGGUUGGUACAUCUGGUCAAUCAGUAUGCGGUUCCUCUCUCCUGUCUGCCAACCGUCUAGUGACAGCGGCUCAUUGCUGGACCGAUGGGUGGAACCAGGCCUGGCAGUUCCUCGUCAUCCUCGGCUCCAACCUCCUGUUCUCUGGUGGGGUCCGCAUUGCUACCACCGAUGUCAUCAUGCACCCACAAUACUCUACCGCUAACCUCAACAACGACAUCGCCAUGAUCAGACUGCCCACCAACGUUCUAUUUACCACCGGCAUUCAGCCUAUUGCCCUUCCGCCCAGCUGGUCAGGCACUUUUGUAGGAAACUGGGCAGUUGCUGCAGGAUUCGGCAGAACCAGUGACCAGCAAGCGGGUGCAUCCACGAUUGUAAGUCACGUAAACUUGCAAGUUAUCAGCGUGCAAGCCUGUCAGGCUGUGUUCGGCAGCGUGUUUGUGGUUCCGAGCACGAUCUGCACCAACGGCGCUGGAGGAGUCGGCAUCUGCGGCGGAGACUCCGGCGGUCCUCUAGUCUACAACCAGAACGGCGUACCUACUUUGAUUGGUGUCAGCUCCUUCGUCGCUCGUGACGGAUGCCAGCUUGGUUUCCCAUCAGCUUUCGCUCGAGUCACCAGUUUCGACAGUUUCAUCCGCCAGUACCUUUAAAUACCACGACUGAUCACAAAUAUAACAUAGUAUACUUUUUAUAUAA
Spodoptera frugiperda (fall armyworm) is the source of this 1729-nucleotide messenger RNA. RefSeq names its product transmembrane protease serine 9. NCBI's taxonomy places the organism in Eukaryota, Metazoa, Arthropoda, Insecta, Lepidoptera, Noctuidae. The transcript is spliced from 9 exons. Bases 19 to 1683 code for a protein of 554 amino acids. Gene Ontology annotation, biological process: proteolysis. Gene Ontology annotation, molecular function: serine-type endopeptidase activity. The record is from RefSeq and is a predicted model, not a curated record.